This is a messenger RNA of Caenorhabditis briggsae, 399 nucleotides long. The record is from RefSeq and is a predicted model, not a curated record. The transcript is spliced from 4 exons. Lineage: Eukaryota; Metazoa; Nematoda; Chromadorea; Rhabditida; Rhabditidae. The annotation marks the transcript as partial.
AUGGCGUUGCUCAAAGUGCGCGACGAAUGCACUAAGCUUGUCGGUUAUCAAUUCCUAAACUCACAUAUCUGCCUCUGUAUCACUCUCAUUCAACUACUGGUCUGCUGCUGGGCCGUUGCUCAGCAUAUCAACUCCUAUAUGACGCAUAGCAAGAUUCUAAAAUGUGACUUCCUUGAGGGAAGUCUGCCUCUAGAAGCUGUAGACGCUGUUAUCUUCGAUAUUCGGUUGUUUCACUACCUAUGGGGUAUUCGAGGAUGUGUGGCAGAAUACCUGGAUGGAGGUUUUGGGCGACUUCUGUGGUGUGUUUCCCAUUGCCUAACCCUGUUUUUCUCCAUCCCCGUCACAUUUCUGCACCAUCCGAAACCCUGUCUUUUCUGGCCAUUACUAUUUCAGGUUAGU